GCGGCGCCCCCAGGUCCCCAUGGCUCCCUGAGCGCGACGGUGGCGGCGGGUUCCUUGGGCCGCGCCCUCGGCCGUGAGCGAGCUCGAUGCCGAGCACCUCGGACGCAGCGGCCGGCGGGAGCGGGGGCAGCCGGGGCUGGGGCAGCGGCGGUGGCGGCAGCGCGGCGGUGGAGGCGGCGGCUGACAAGAAGCGGCUGCACCACCGGAGACGGAAGCGCUUCGCGGCCCAGCCGCAGCCGCCGCCGCCGGCCCCGCACCCGCUGCUGUUCCCGCUGCUGCAGCCGCCGCUCCUGCAGCCCCCGCUGCUGCAGCCGCCGCUGCCGCCACAGUCCUUGCUCUUCCUGGCGGCCACCGGCGCCUCCUCCUGUUGCGGGGAUGGCGGGGAGCGGAAGCGACCGCGAGGCAAGCGGCGCUCGGGCUCCCGGCACAAACGGCGGCGGGGCCGCGGCGGCGGCGGCGGGGGCACCCAGGAGGCGGAGAAGAGGCGCGGUAGCGGCGGGUUGAGCACACUGGUGGAGGAAUACGACGACGUGAGCUCCCAGUCCGAAGGACUAUUGGGCAGCGGCGCGGCCGGCGGAGGCAGCGGCGGGGGCAGUCCGGGCUCCUCCUCGGGCGGUGGGACCCAGCGGCAGCGGGGCGAGGCGGAGCGAAGCGGCCGGUCCCGGCGGGAGCACCGGGGCAGCAGCGGGCGCUCUAAGGAGCGGCACCGAGAGCAUCGCCGGCGGGGAGAGGAAAAGGCACAGCAGGAGGGGACGGCGGCACCGGGCCGCGGGACAUCCGAGCCCUCCUCGUCCUCCAAAUCCCGCAGCCGCCACAACCACACCGGGAGCCAAGACCGGGAGGGACUCAAGAGCAGCGGCAGCAGCGGCGGUGGCAGCGACGGCCGCAGGAAGGGCUCCCUUGCCUCGCCCAGCAGCGGCAGGAAAGAUCGGGAGAGCAAAUCGCACCGGAGCCGGACUAAAGCGGCUAAAGAACCGCCAUCGGCGUACAAGGACCCUCCGAAAGCUUACCGGGACGACAAACCCGAGCCCAAGGCGUACCGGCGGCAGCGCUCGUCGCCCAGCCCCGGCCGGGAUGACAGCCCUCCUCUGCACCGCUCCUCGCAGAGCCAGCGCAGCCGCAAGUCGCUUAGCCCGGUGGGCGCCCGCUCGCCGCUCAGCCCCUACAGCCGACGGCGAUCCCCUAGCUACAGCCGGCACAGCUCGUACGAGCGCGGCGGGGAUGUGUCGCCCAGCCCCUACAGCAGCUGGCGUCGGUCGCGGAGCCCCUACAGCCCCAUUAUCCGGAGAUCAGCAAAAUCUCGAAGCAGAAGUCCAUAUUCAUCAAGGCACUCCAGGUCUCGUAGCAGACACAGAUUGUCUAGAUCCAGAAGUCGUCAUUCAAGUAUUUCUCCUAGUACAUUGACUCUGAAGAGUAGCCUGGCUGCUGAGCUGAACAAAAACAAAAAAGCAAGAGCUGCUGAGGCAGCCAAAGCCAGUGCAAAAGCUUCCAAUACUUCAACACCUACUAAGGCAAACACUGACACUGCUGUAAACACACCUCAAGUGAACAAUGUUAAGGACCUGAAGAAAAUCAAAACUGAGCAUACACCUUCUCCUACCAGCAGUGCAAAUCUGAAGAACGACAAGGCAAAAACAAAGGUCUCACUUCCUGAAGCAAAAGCGGAAAAUAAUUUAAUUGCAGACAAAAUUACUAAACAGAAGCCUGCAGCAGUCAAAGAGAAUAAAUUGACUGUUGUGAAACAGCCACCGGUCCCUGUCAAAGAGAAAAGCAAACCGAGUGCACCAAGUGUAGCAGCCAAGGAGAAGGAUCGAAUUGUUACGCUACCGACCUCCACACUGCCACCCUUGCCUUUGCCUCCCACGCUGCCUGAAGAUAAAGAAACUGAUAGUUUGAAAGAGAAUCUUUCAGUGAAGUCAGUUAAAGAAACAGAGAAGAAACUUCGCCAUCUGCUUGCAGACUUGCCACUUCCACCUGAGUUGCCUGGAGGAGCUGAGGUACCCAAAAGUCCUGAAGAAAAGAAACCAGCAGUUCAGUUACAUAGCAAGAGAAGACCAAAAAUAUGUGGACCACGACAUGGUGAAACAAAAGAAAAAGAAAUAGACUGGGGAAAGCGCUGUGUAGAUAAAUUUGAUAUCAUUGGUAUUAUUGGUGAAGGCACUUAUGGGCAAGUUUACAAAGCCAGAGAUAAAGAUACGGGGGAAAUGGUAGCAUUGAAGAAAGUGCGCCUGGAUAAUGAAAAGGAAGGGUUUCCAAUUACAGCUAUUCGAGAGAUUAAGAUUCUUCGACAGCUUAAUCAUCAAAGCAUUAUCAACAUGAAGGAAAUAGUGACGGAUAAGGAAGAUGCUUUGGACUUCAAGAAGGACAAAGGUGCAUUUUACCUGGUAUUUGAAUAUAUGGACCAUGACUUGAUGGGACUGCUGGAAUCUGGUUUGGUUCAUUUUAAUGAAAAUCAUAUUAAAUCUUUUAUGAGACAGCUGAUGGAGGGCUUGGCCUAUUGCCACAAGAAGAACUUCUUGCACAGAGAUAUCAAAUGUUCAAAUAUUCUACUAAAUAAUAGAGGGCAGAUAAAGCUUGCAGAUUUUGGGCUUGCUCGGUUGUACAACUCAGAAGAAAGCCGACCAUAUACCAACAAAGUUAUUACGUUAUGGUAUCGGCCUCCUGAACUUCUCCUUGGGGAAGAAAGAUACACACCAGCUAUCGAUGUCUGGAGCUGUGGCUGUAUCCUGGGUGAACUUUUUACAAAAAAGCCUAUAUUUCAAGCAAAUCAAGAACUUGCUCAACUGGAACUCAUAAGCCGAAUUUGCGGAAGUCCUUGUCCAGCAGUGUGGCCUGAUGUUAUAAAAUUAGCUUAUUUCAACACAAUGAAACCAAAGAAGCAGUAUCGUCGAAAACUGAGAGAAGAGUUUUCUUUCAUCCCACCAGCUGCAUUAGAUUUAUUCGAUUAUAUGCUUGCUCUGGAUCCCAGCAAGCGCUGCACAGCUGAACAAGCUCUUCAGUGUGAGUUUCUGCGAGAUGUGGAACCAUCUAAAAUGCCUCCUCCAGACCUUCCUUUGUGGCAGGAUUGCCAUGAGCUGUGGAGUAAGAAACGCAGAAGACAGAAGCAGAUGGGCAUGACUGAUGACUCUACAGCAGCUAAAGUCCCUAGAAAGGAUCUGUCUCUAGGCAUGGAUGAGAGCAGAACCAACACCCCACAAGGCAUGCAAACUUCUUCCCAACUCAAAACUCAGGGCAACUCUAGUGUAGCACUUGCAAAAACAAGCACUGGACAGCAGUUAAACCAGAAUGAAGUGGCAAUCCUGCUAAACCUGCUACAGUCUAAAACAAGUGUUAGUUUGGCACAGUUUGCCCAAGUAUUGAAUAUUAAGGUAAACCCAGAGACUCAGCAGCAACUAAAUAAAAUAAAUCUUCCUGCUGGAAUUUUGUCAGCAGGUGAAAAACAGUCAGAACAGCAGCAGCAGCAGCCGCCACCGCCUCCGCCACCACCUCCCGAGCAGGAGCCUCUAAAACAGCCGAUGGUGACGCAGCCCCCUGUGCCACCUGCUCAGCUGGGUCAGCCUAAAGUUGAGACUGAUGCUGCCCAGGCAGCUGUGCAGAGUGCAUUUGCUGUUCUGUUGUCUCAGUUAAUAAAGGCUCAACAAACAAAACAAAAAGAUUUUGUGUUGGAGGAGAAGGAAAAUGGAUCAGGAAAUGAAAUGUCGUUGCAACUCAGGCAGCCUCCAGAGCCCGCCACUCCUGUGUCUGUCAGCCGGGACGACGUGGAAUCUCCGGCACCUGGCUACCCACAUCUGAUCAAGUCAUUAUACGUGUCUGCAGGUCAAGAGGAUUUGGUUAGGCAGUCGGAGAUGAGGCUUUUGAACCGAACACCUGAGCAGGAGCGCCCUCGGAUCUUGCCUCCAGAUCAGCGUCCCCCCGAGCCACCGGAGCCUCCGCCGCUCACUGAUGAAGACCUUGAUUAUCGGACAGAGAAUCAGCAUUUGCCUAUAAGUAACUCUUCAGGAACAGAUCCUCACGCAGGAGUGAAAGCAGCUCUUCUGCAGCUGCUGGCUCAGCAUCAAGCUCAGGCGACAACGGAGGAGCCAGUACCAACGAGUGUGGAUUAUCAGGCUAGAGACUCCUAUGUAACAGGCCCAGACUACAAGGAUAACUUUGGAUCAUCAUCCUUCUCAUCCGCCUGUUACAGCACUAGCGAUGGAAUAGGAAGCGGAUCAUCAGGAGUAUUAGAAAGGAGGAGUUUCCUUGGAAACUCCGAUAUUCAGUCUUUGGAUAACUACAGUACUGCUUCAUCUCACUCUGGUGCUGCCCCUCCUCCAUCAGCCUUUCCAGAACCCUUUCCCAGCUCAGUAACUGGUUAUGGAGACAUUUACCUCAACGCUGGCCCCAUGCUGUUCAGUGGAGAUAAAGACCAUAGGUUUGAAUACAGCCAUGGCCCAAUCCCGGUUUUGGGGAGCAGCAGUGAUGCUUCCACAGGGCCAGAGAGUGCGCACUCUUUGCCCACAAAGAUGCACAACUAUAGCUAUGGAAGUAAUUUACAGGAAAAUCCCACUGGCAUCAGCCACAUGCAUGGACAGACUUGGACUUCUCCUGCGCAAGGACCUGGCUAUUCCCAAGGAUACAGGGGACACAUUAGCACAUCUGCAGUGAGAGGGCGAGGCAGAGGAUUACCAUAUUAAGUAUCUGUUUUUCCUCAGGCACAUCAUUUUUAUCUGGAAAAACUUCUCCCCCCCAGCUGCAGUUUAAAGCAGCAAUUCAACAAACUUGAAUAAUGUUAAUUCAACAGCUUUAUUUUUAUGUGGAAAAGGGUCUUGCAUACAGUAGGAAAAAUUUAAAAAUGCUUACAACUCAUGCUGUCUGAAAACUAGAUGACUUGAUUGUACAUGUUCACAAACUCUAGUUCUGACUUUUAUUUUGUAUUUUGGCAGUUUUAAGUGGAUGCUAAAUUUAGGGACAUCAGCUUUUUAUGGCACUCUUUCAGAUCUUCUGAACUAUGCACAUUUGUGCUUUUUUUGUAAGUUUGGACCAACUUUUAUGUAAAAAAGAAAUUUUACAACAAUCAAAGCAGGGCACUGAUUUAUUUGGUAUUUUUCUUUUUACAGAACUACCUUUAGUCAAAGGUCACUGUCAGUCUUUGCACUGCUUUCAGUGUUAUUGUGGAAGGUGUACUUCGUGCUCAUUUCAGAUAAUAAAACACAACCUUUCUCUUGAUGCAAAAUUUUAUAAAUAUUUGGUCAACGUUUUUUUUUUUUUUCUUUUAAGAAAAAAAAAGAAUGGGUGUUCUGGUAAAAUGUUCUCUCCAUCUCCCGCGCUUGUUUAUAUAAAAACUGUUUUACUUGAAUGGUAAGUGCCUUAACAUGUAAGCUUAAGGUCUGCAAAAAUUUGGAAGUACUUCAUAGGUUGAUAUGAAUAUAACACCUAAACCUAGGUAAUUAACAAGAGAAUUCAGAUGAUAAUAAUAAGAAACUCAAACAGGUCAUAAUCUUGUGGUGUUUACUUCAAAUAGGCCAGUUACUCAGAGACCUGAUCUUACCUAGAUUAAAUCCUAAUUUCCAAAUUGAACUUCAUGAGAAAUGUUGAAAGUGAGGAGAAGAAUGAAGAGUGUAGUUUUUCCUCAGCUCCCUAUUGGAGUUGUAGUAAGUGUUUUAGUUCCUCUGCCAAAUAAACUAUACUUUGUAUGUCCUUACCAAGUGAUGAAAUAGUUUUGUUUUUUUCUCUUAAAUGUCAACAGCAGUAAUUUCUUUACUUUGUGUGAAAAGCUGACACUGUUUGUCUUUUUACCCCAAGUACUGCAUUGUAGGAAGUAACCAAAGGAAAAAAGACCAGUAUUUAAAGCAAUGGCAAAAUGUUUGACACUAGUUGUAAUUCGCUGUAAACUUGUGAUUGUGCCAAUUAUUUGAUUUUAUAUCUGCUAUUCCACAGAACAUUUUAAUGUUGGAGUUGAGUGUCUCGGAACAACUGAAAUUAUUAUAGUUAAAACUUACCAAGAGCCACUCCUCAUACUAAUUACAACUUUCAGCGUGGUUUCUUUUUUUGUUUGUUUUUUUUGUUGGGUUUUUUUUUUUUGGUUUUUGUUUUCUCUGACAACAAGUGGUCUCUCUCCUGCAGAGAGGAGGUAUGUUUAUAUUUUGCCUGUACGUAAAAGGAUGUCUUGAAGCCCAUAUGGGAAACAAUUUUCCAACUGAUUAUCCAGUUGACAAAUCGGUACCUUAUGUAACUGAGUGUUUAAAUACUACUUUUUAAAAAGUAAAAUUUCUACUUACACUAUUACAAAUGUCUUGUCAAUGACUUUUUGGAUUUUCAGAAUAGAAGCCAAAGCUCUUGGUGUUUUGUUUUAAUUGAAAAUCCUUUAAUUGAAAAUUGAACGUUACUCAUACAUGGCUGAUUCCUACACUAUAGAGCAUGGAGAAACUCCCUUUGCUAACUGUGUAGUGUUUGAGGAUCUAGCUGAUGAGGAGUGGAGAGAGUCCUGCUGCUUAUGCUGUCUCGGAGUCUAGCAGUUGCCUUUAGUAGAUACAGUAGAAAAUCCUGCCAUCUGAAAAUAGAAGUGGCCAGGUCAGAAACAAAUACAAUCUGAAUAGCCUGUGCUUAAGAAAGGCAAAAACUUCAUGUGAAUGACAGUGCACUGGACUGGUUUUUCCCAUGAGUAAGGGCAUAGCAUUUUUCUGCUAGUAAAAGUUUAAAAACAAAAAUCAUUAGUGUCAUUUAGAUAUGGACAGAGUACACUAAGGCUCUUUUUUUACUAAUCUUUAAAAAACCCAGACCCACAAACAUACACACAGAUUGCUUCUCUUUUUUUUUUUUUGUUUUUUUUCCUAGAAUCAAGUAAAAUACUUUCCAAGCUUACAUGCUCUUACUUUCACUAAAGAUGUGCAGUCUGGAGUUACUCAUCCGCACUUAAAGUGUAACUGCAGGCAAUAGUUGGCUAAAAACACAGGUAAGUUCAAAUGCAAAGUAGUUCUCAGAGAAAUAAACUGAUUGACUUCCAAUACAAAAAUACAAGGAAGGAACAUCUACCUUCCCUUUUAGACAUAAAUUUUCAAGUCAUUUAGUUAGCUUUAUUCAAUGCAGAGAAGUUGGUCCCCUCUGCAUCUGUAAAUGAGUGUACAGUUUCCUGAUGGGCUGGCAGUACUCUCAGACAUUGUUCUACCAAAAUGGAUUUCAGUCUUUGGCCAUGAAAAAAACCCAACAGCCCCAGCACAAGUAAUCCUGAUUGUAAGGAGAGAGAGAAGGUGCAAUAAACAGUUGGCUUCCAGAUGAAUCAGAAACAAAACUCCAGUAUGCUGUAGCAGAUGAAUACUGUACAAUGAAUUUUCCCCAGCAUAAGUAUUACUAACCUGUGAUUUUGAACACUGUAUUUGCCUGGGAGAACAGUGUUGGGAUAAUUUGGAGAGAAAGUUAAUGUAUUUCCGUAUGUGAUAACUCUGAAAAAAACGACCUUCUCUGCAACCCAGGGAAUCUUUUUGGCUUUUUUGCUGAAAUCUUUCCUCCUGGGCUAGUGGAGGUUGGGUGCAGGUAAGGAGCUCUGCCCUUUAGGGUGUGGCAGGAGGAUUGGUGCCUGCAGCCACUCUCCCCUGGCCUGGAAUUGUAUCUGAGCAGGUUAGCAGCCAGGAAACUGCCCAGAUCUAAGGACAGUAGUUCCACAUUCCUUUGUACUGGGCCUGUGUGUUACCUGUCAGCAUUUAUUUUGAAUUGAAUCACAUGAUGAGGUGCUUAUGGCAGCAUUUUACCCUUAUGUGUGAACUCCACUCAGCAGAGAGUCUGUAAUAGUUUGGCAUUUUACAUCAUGUGGCUCUUGCAUUUUUGAUGCAGUACUGAAAACAGUGCUACUUUACUGCGGAGCUGUGGCUUUUAUUACUUUCUUCCUCAUUCCUUUGGGUUUAUGUUUUCUGUGCUGCAAUUCCAAAGUGAGCUACAGAGACCUGGAUACUACAUCAAAAAGUAAGUGUUGUGUGUUUGUAUUUCUAAAUAAACAUACUGAAAUACUGUAAUAAUGGACUAUCAAAUAGCAAGUACUUCAUUAUUUGUAGUAAGUGGUCUUCAGCAGCCAUACCAAGAGGAAGAAAGCGAGCACGACUGGACUGCUUAUGACCGUAACUUAAAACAGUUUUAGACUAUUGUAAUGCUUAAAUUCAGCCAAAGGAAAAGCAAACGGCUUUUAUGGAUCGCUAGUUGUUGUUACUCUGAACAGAAUGAGCGGUGCUAGGGAAGAGAUAUAAAAAUACAUGUAUCCUUAAAUGUUAAUAUAAUUUCUUGAAAAAAUAAUUUUAAAAUGACAAACUUCUAUAUUUUCUUAUGUUUCCAUAAAACGUGGUCUCUCUUACAUUUUCUCUAUCCCACAGUAAUGUCAGGUGCUUUCUAGAAGCAGAGGCAGUAACUGCCAUGUUGUAAGUUCUUACGGUUUUGAGUGCUCUUCUCCUUUUGCUUUCAGUUUUAGUGGAGGCAGUUUUAGUUUUGGUGAAGUUUACAGUUGGAUAAGUUUAAUUGAUAAUUGUGUGGUAAAAACUGAAGUAUUGAAGUAACACAGGAUACCUCUUGUCUGCAGGCAAAUUAGGUCUUGGACCAUAAAUUCUGUUUCCGGGAGAGAAAAAUGUCAGAUGUACUACAUGCAUUCUUCUUUUCAUUAAUAAAAUAUGCAAGUGUUUUACAUACAACAUUUCUCCAGUCUGUUCUGUUACAGUGUUUUUUACAUGAGGAAAUUUUGGCUAUUACCCUUCUUGAGAGUUUUGGGAUGUUCUGUAUUUGCAGAAGUGUGUCAUGAAAUUAGGAAUCACCAGAAAAUUUAUUUGAAUUCUAUAUUUAAAAAUAAAAUUACCUUGGGUUGACAUAAAAUCAAAUUGACUUGCUUAUCAGGGUGAAGAAACUUUAUUGCAGGAGUUAUUUCGAGACAACUUAAUUUAAAAUAAAUUGUUAUGCUUCAGCUUGCUUACUCUUUGUUAUUUUAAGCCAUUUGUAUAUAAAAUGUAUUGUGUGGCCUGUAAAUAAAAUACAUGAAAAUUGAAGUCUUUCCCUGUUUUCCCUCUCUGGUUGUCAAAUAGCAUUUCAAAAGACAAUUGGGUUAAUCAGAAUGUUUUCAGUGUAUUGAAAUUCUGCAAGUUAUUAGUGAAACCCAUGUACUGCUCCAGUCCUGUUUCAAAGGAGCCCUGCAGGGGCUGGCACUGCGAGCCUUUGCUGGCAUUGUGGAUGAUGCAGAAGCCAAGGUGCAGCAAAGCAUCCCUUUGAGAACUGCUGGUGCCCCAAGAGCAGGCAGAGUGCUGGGAUGUGGGUGUGGGACAGGGGCUUUGCCAGUGCUGAGAAGCUGCUGCUUCAGCACCUGUGAGCUGCUCGGAAUGGUGGGUGAUGGACAACGUGACAUUUUUUCUUUGCAGUGUCCAAGCGGAGGUGCAGUUAAUAUUCUCCACCACUGUCUCUUUAAAGAGGAUGGUGCGUGUGUUGGAAACAAUGGGAAAUCAAACCCAAAGAGCCAGGUAUUUUCUGUGUGAGAAGACUAUGAAUUGCGCCUGCCUUAAGCAACUGUGCUUUGCAUGCCUGAGGCUUUUCUUGCUUUUUUCCUACUGUAUUAGUUAAUCUAAUGAAAACUUAUGAAUCUUUAAAUAAAUGCUAUACCUCCAUCCAAAAAUCUGGCACUUGCUGUUAUCUUCAGUUCUCUUGAAGCAGAGUGCUGCUUCAUCACUUGUCAUGGAUAAAGUCAAUAGAUGGGCAAUGAAAAUGCAGUUGGAAGUUACAGGGGCUAACAGCAUUUACAUAGGUGUCAUUUGACGUUAGGCUGACAAGAUGUGUAGCUGCAGCCCAAAACAUCUCACUCUGGAAGCAAUAUUUUGGUGACAGCUACAAUUAAAACCUGACCUUCAGUUCUGGUGACAAGCUCAUGCUGUAUUUCACAGGGUGUUGACUUGCACGUAGCAGAUCUGGCAGUUGUGCGUAACCAAUUCUCAUUGUCUGCUCAGUUUUUCUCAUGAAAUCUGCUAUUGCAACUCAUAACAAAGUUGUGACAAAAUUGGCUCUGGUUUAUGUUGAAGCAUGAACCAGAAAUUGUUUGAGAAUGGUGCAGCAUCCCUUUCAUUGAGCUCUUGCUGCCAUAGGCAUAGCCAGCUGUGCAAUGAGGUACCAGUUAUAAUUCCAGUGGGAUCGGCAUCUCAAUUGACAACUUCAGCUGCAAGUAAAAUAGUAUCAAGUGAAAGAGGAGAUAUACAAGUAACUGCAGAACAACCUGUAUCAACACAAAGCAAGAAAUGGCUCUAUGAAAUUGGUGGCAAGAGAGGAAACCAGUCUACUUUUUAAAGCUGUGAGUUAUUGCCUGUUAGCUUUAAAGAACAAUGCAGUUUUGCAGAAAUUUCUUUUAAAUUACCUGAACCAGUAUUAGCUUGCUUCUGUUUUUGAGGAAUGCCUAUAAAACCUGACAGGCCAUCUGGAUGAACAGGAUUAGAGCUACCAAACUCCCCCAAUAUGGAAGAAAAUGUUGGAACACUUUGUAGUUGCAGUAAACAUGGGCAGAGAGAACUUCACUUGACAAAUAAGGGUAACUGUUGCUUUUCCCAAUCAAUUGCAUUCGCGUUGAUGGAGCUUAAGGGUUUUGCUUUUAAAGUAGUUUACUUGUUAUGGCUGCUUAUUUUGGGACUUUUUUAUUGCCUAUGGAGAGAAGGCAGAGCCAGAGGAAGGCACAGUCACAGUUUGAGCCUUAUGGUAACAUCUCCUUCAGUUAGAGCAGCCCUUGCCAGCAGGCAAUACUUUGAUUACUUCACACAGCAUGGCUUCAAUUCUUCUUUGGCAGUUCCUCUGGGGGCACUUUGGACCUACUAUUGAUAUGGCAAAUUUCAUAACAUGGUGAAUGUACCUUCAAUGGGACUUUUUGCAAAGAGGUUCUGAAGUGGGUUUUUUUUUUCAAUAUUAGGAAAUACAGUGUAGAGGAAAGAAACAUAGCUGGCUAGAAAGGGGAAUACUUGAGAGUAAGCAUUACAGAAACUUGUGUGCUGCCCUUAAGUAACUUGGGGGAAUAAGUGAUUAGUAUUUGACUUGGGCAGAUAUCUCUCUUCUCUACUCCCUCCUGUGUGCUAGGCUGUGGUAUCAGUUGCUAGAGGACAUAGCUGGAAGCAAGCGUUUAAUGUGUAGCAAGCUCUAACACAGAUGCCUUUUUUCUUUCCUCCUGCAAGUUCUUUCCAGACCUGUUUUACAAAUGUGUAAAGCAUGUCAGCAGGUUCCAUCACAGGGAACAGCACACUCUCCACGGCCUUUCGAGGAUCUUGGUCGUGCCCAGGUGUCAGGAAGCACUGAUGUCUGCUUACCCCGCCUUUGGGAGCCUCUCUGAGCAUCAAUGCCCUAAAAGCUACCAGUGCCGCUUUCUCUGCUUGCUCUGUCUCCAGGCCACCCUGAGAAAAGAAUGGACUGCUCAGAGAACUGAACAGAAGCCUCACUUUAGGAGAUGAUUUUCCGAGAGUAAUGAGCAAGGAAGAGGUAAUUACUUUUUUAUUUUCAUUCUCCUUCAUCUUUACCAACUGCAGAAAGGACCUACAGGAAUGGUUUCAAAGCAAGACCUGGUUUGGUGGUGGGUUUUUUGUUUAGUUGGUUUUGGUUUUUUAAAAAUUUUCUGGUUUCCUUUACUGGUAUUGCCUUUCAGAGAGCAUUUGGAUAUUAGAAACUGCGUGCAAAUCAAUGUAGGAUUGAGAAACUGGGACUUCUGCUUUGCAGCUAACCUGGUGGCAAAAAAUGCAUGGAAGUUACAGAAGAGGAGCAGGCCAUUCCCCGCUUUCCUGCACUAGAGCUAAAAUUAAAACACAUCCUCACACUGGAAAACAAAAGAUGACGUGCACAGUGGACAAAAACAGCAGCCAAAGUUAUCCAGAUGCAGUCUUGUAACCUUUCCUGUCUGACAAGUACACUUGAAAACUCGUGUCAUCCCUGGGCUGGAAUCCUUGCCCUCAAGACAAGGAAGGCAGUGAACCUUCUGAUUGCACAGGCACUUUCCUGCUUUCUUUGCACAACCAAGAUAAAUUGUGACCAUUUUUUAAUCCCAUUUUUUUCUAAAAGUUCUUUGUGAGGGGGAGGGGAAAGGGAAUGGACUAAUAACUAGAGAUGACACGGAAAAUGAACAGGAAUCUAUUAAUGCUGUAUAUGAGGAGUAGUAAUAAUAGUUUAAAAUGUAUCUGCAGAUGGUUUGGCAAUUGCACAUCAGGAAAGUAUUACUCUACACCUGGCAGAUUUUAGAAGCCAUAAACAUUUUUCUCCCCCGACUGCUUCUUGUUAUGGAUUACAGAUCCUGCUGUGAGACUUCCAAGCAAGCACAUACAUUUAUGCAAGACAGUGAAACAAGACAUGCAGGUAGUAGUAAUAAUUUUUAUUUGCAAACUGUACUUGCCAUGACAACGUUACCUUUUGGGAAUAAUGACAAAACAACCAACAAAUUCAAGAGAACUUUGCAGACCUGUUCUAUCAGAAAUUCAACCCUAUUCCAGCUUCUACCAUCAGGUGAACUGGAGGUGACCACCUCUUUCAACUGAUCUCCUGGGAAGCUCCAGUUCAAUUUGGGUAUUUCUUGCUAGUCUCAGCUGUUAGAAUGCAAAUUGCUUCUUCAUAUCCAGGGAAACAUUCUGCAUGUUUUAUUUAAGUGACUGUCAUUUGUUGCUACCUUGCAGCCUCUUCCACUAUUUUGGUUUUUUUUUUUCUUUUUUGUUCCUCAGUCUUGUAUUAAGGUUUCAGCAUUAUGGAGUUUUUGUAUUGUAAAAACUAUUACACAAUGUCCUUCAUUAUGGGAAGCUGUAAAUUAAAGCACUGAAUAAGUAUUUCCAUCAAGUUCUAAAAAUGUCGGAUUGUUUGAGAUGCAGUCCCAAUAUGAGGCUUCCUCCUGUCUUGGCUAAAGUAUGUUUCUGUCUAAAUAUUUAAUCCAUAUGACAUGUUUGUGGUGGCAAGAGCAGAAUGGGAGUAAGGAGCAUCCAACAGAACUAAAUAAGGUCACUGCAGUCCAUAUAAAAUAAGGAAGCUGGUAGUUUAAAUUCAGGUGAAAUAACUAAUUUCCUCUAAAGAAUUGGGAAGAAAAAUGCUAUGAGAAUGAGAGGGAUCAGUUAUAUUGACUAAAUAAAAAUAAAUAUGUUUGCAACCUUCUCCUGUCAACAUAAGAGGCUGCAGUUAACAGGAAAAAGUCAAGAUUUCAUAUGCAAAAUAGAAAGAACAUAAAAUACAGAUGCUUCACUGAUACUCAAUUUGAUGGAAUCUAUUUCUUGUGCUUUAAGUGUGAUGGAUAUUGAAAACAGCUCAUCCUAUAGGAAAUGGUGAUAACUGACCAAGUUUCUACACAAUGCAGAGACAACAGUUUGACAAGACAAAAUCAUCAUGGAAAAUGCACAAGCACUUGCUUUGCUGUGCAGAGUAUUUAAUAGGACAUGGGCUCCACCCUUUCCAAGAAAGCACCAUUUGGUUUGUAAUGCCUUGACAAGUCGUGUUACUCUGCUGAAAGAUUGCACAGGUCAGGAGAGAGAACACAUCCACAGCAGCAUUAAUAAAUUCAUCAGCACACAAACAGACCCAACAAAUGGGAUUAGAUUUCUUAUUGGUAGAAUGCUCCGAAGUGCACCAGGGAAGCUGGCAGCUCCUACUGUUCUUCAGGGCACUUCUAAAACUGUUCCUAAAUUGGAAGGCAAAAGCUGCCUUAAGUUGUCAUUAAGCACUCUGCAGGUAGUCAUUAAAAGCAAGAAAUCAGGUUUGUAACACUUGUAUUAUAGACCCUGUGUUUUGCACACAUCACGUACAUCAUGUGAAGUAUUACAUAUUGCUAGAAUAUAAAUUCAGCAUUUGCAUAGCUUGACCACUACUACUAGGAAUGUGUUUUUAGGCUUGAUUUCCUGUAGCAUUUAAAAAAUAAAAUGCAUGAAAAGACUUAUCGUUAUGGUGACAGUCCUAUGCUUUAGAAAGUGAUUAUGUCACUUAAUGCUCCUGUCCAAAAAGAGUCCCCAGCCAAAAAACCCUUCAGGACCUGAAACCUCAACUCUAGAAAUAAAUUUGUGGAUUUUUUCUGUUUUGAACUGUGGAAAGUUUAUUACAUUUUAUAAUACUCUUACAAUUGUUUUUCUGACUCAGCAAUCUGAAAAGCUGAACCACAGGAGAUUGAGAGAGCAGGUGCUGCACCAUAUUAGGCAUCAAUCAGUUACGAAGAACUAGUCAUUAAAAAAAUAAACAAAAACAAAGGUCUUGUUUAACUAAAGCCUAGUGAACUAAAGACUAUUUUGGUCCAUGAUGACUCCUUGAGAAUCUUCCACUGGAAGGUGCUAUGCUUCUGAUUACAGCAUAAAUCAUUUCCAUAUGCAGUGAAAUUCAAGAGAGUAAAUACUUCUUUUCCAAGGAGAUCUUGACCUCCAUUGCUAUGAUGUUGUGAAUGAAAACUUAAAACUAUUAUCUUAGGUUGAAAUUGUUCCUGCCAUCAUUGCAGAUUUUAGUUCUGACUAAGGAUGAAAACCAGAACCCCUGUUAACUUCAGCAGGGAUUUCCAUUUAAUUCUCCAGUGUCAGAAUUUCCCUUUUAAACAGAAUGUUGGGGAUUUUAAAUAAAACCACCUUCCAUUAAAAAAAAUUAUGUACAAUUUGGCAUACAUAUUUUGGCCACGAAGAUUUUCUCUUGGAGAGCUGUGAAGCACACAAAUAUGUAGAUUAUCAAAGAAAUUAUGGAAAUUCUCAUCUAUUCGAAGUUUUUGAAUGCUUAUUCUUUUCAUAAGAGCAAUGUUUCUGAGUCUAAUUGUAUUCUUCACAGUAGAUUUGAAGGGUGCUUGAGGAAAUCAAGGAGUUCUUUUUAGAACUCUAUCAGAAUUUGGAACAUUUAAUGAACAGUUACAGCAGAGAUGCUCACAGAAUUAAACAGCUACCAUGUAUCUUUAGCAUGUGUUGGAAAGCAUGGCUGACCGUCUGCUGCCAUCCCUCCUCCCUGGAAUGCAAUGCAUUUGAAACUUGAUCUGAAAAUGUUAUUGAUUAGGGAAUGCAAUAGGGACAGC
Molecule: messenger RNA, 14965 nt
Organism: Catharus ustulatus (Swainson's thrush)
Lineage: Eukaryota; Metazoa; Chordata; Aves; Passeriformes; Turdidae
Gene: CDK13
Product: cyclin dependent kinase 13
Exons: 14
Coding region: 87-4673 (1528 amino acids)
Biological process (GO): protein phosphorylation; positive regulation of transcription elongation by RNA polymerase II; transcription elongation by RNA polymerase II
Cellular component (GO): cyclin/CDK positive transcription elongation factor complex; nucleus
Molecular function (GO): RNA polymerase II CTD heptapeptide repeat kinase activity; cyclin-dependent protein serine/threonine kinase activity; ATP binding
Source: RefSeq, a predicted model, not a curated record